AUGGCGACUUCUCGACUCCAUUGUCCGAUUUGCGCUGAGGACUUCGAUGACAUCCGGCACGUGCUCCACGACCUCCGUUAUCGUCGUUUCCCUUGCGGUGAGCAAGGAUGUCGACGUGAAUUCUACACGGAGAUUGAGAGGACAGCUCACGCCACCGUAACCCAGCACCAGGAAUCGUUCCGGUCGCUUUCCUUGUGGACACCAAGGAUGCACACUCGAGUUCUACACGAAAGUGGAAAGGACGACCCACUGCACGCAAACCAAUCACAGGAAAACGUUCCGGAUCAUUCGUGUCCCGUACCUCGACAAGCUUGUCAAGUUGAUGAUCAAGGACGCGAGGAGAUUGUUCAAGAGAAGAGCGGCGCCUCCGGCAGCAGUCCGUCCAUGAUGUGUGUCUCGUCCAAUCGUCCGAUCGUGUCUCGUCCAAUCGUCCGAUCAAAUUGUCGUCCCAUUCCCAUCCACUAA
Messenger RNA from Caenorhabditis remanei, 465 nucleotides. RefSeq lists its product as uncharacterized. The record is from RefSeq and is a predicted model, not a curated record. The coding region runs from base 1 to 465 and encodes 154 amino acids. Lineage: Eukaryota; Metazoa; Nematoda; Chromadorea; Rhabditida; Rhabditidae. The transcript has 4 exons.